AUGCCCAGUGGCUCAUGUGGUUGGACCAAUUGUCGCAGCAAGUCCCUCAUCCGCGACGACAUCACGAAGAGACUGGUAUGUUCUGCUUGCGGCCUCGUCCAGGAGUUCGAUAACUUCGAUGCCCAACUCGGUGGCCUCAAUGGCCCCCAAGGCACCUUCGUUCGCGUCGGCACACCAGGUACAGGCACCCUUCACAAUUACAAGGAAACGAAAGUCGACGCGGCCCAAACCCUAAUCGAAAGCAUGACGUUUAGCUUAGGUCUGUCUAGUUCCAAAUCCAACGACGUCAAAACAAUGAUCGCCACGAUUACUGAGAACGAAUUCGGCCAAGGCGAUUGGUUCCCUAUUCUAAUCGGCGCUUGCGCCUAUGUCGUGAUGAUAAAAGAUAACAAAUUGUUAUCGAUUGCUGAGGUGGCGUCGAUUAUUGGUUGUAAUAUUUUCGAAUUAGGUAGAAUGGUUUCGCACGUGGUCGAUUUCUUAGACUUGAAAGGGCUUGAGGAGUUUCCGGAAUUUGACAUCGUGGCCUAUUUCCAACGGACAAUGAGGAAUAGCCCAAGGUUUACGGGAGUGCGGAGGGAUAAGGUGGCAAGAAUGCUCAAGCAAGGGAUAUUUCUCAUUCAGUGUGCAGAGAGGUCGCCUACUUGACGAAGGGAAGUAUUCGCACGAAGGGGAAGAUGGGAUUUCACAAGUUGAA
Juglans microcarpa x Juglans regia is the source of this 694-nucleotide messenger RNA. RefSeq names its product plant-specific TFIIB-related protein PTF2-like. The transcript has a single exon. Lineage: Eukaryota; Viridiplantae; Streptophyta; Magnoliopsida; Fagales; Juglandaceae. The coding region runs from base 1 to 645 and encodes 214 amino acids. Gene Ontology annotation, cellular component: transcription factor TFIIIB complex; nucleus; transcription preinitiation complex. Gene Ontology annotation, molecular function: RNA polymerase III general transcription initiation factor activity; RNA polymerase III type 3 promoter sequence-specific DNA binding. The record is from RefSeq and is a predicted model, not a curated record. Gene Ontology annotation, biological process: transcription preinitiation complex assembly; transcription by RNA polymerase III; DNA-templated transcription initiation.